AUGGCGAAAUGGAAAUAUUGCCUUGAUUCCGUCAAACAUUUCAAGACAAAAUGGCGGUUUACUAGAAAUUCAACCUUUUCUCAAACUCGCCAAUGUCAUUACCAGACAACCCUACCAGUCAAGUGGAAGAAGUCUUUGAAAUUAUUGACUAUACGGCAAUCUGCAUCUACGUUUGAACGACUAGUGGUGUCCAUUGAAUCAAUUCUUACCAAAUGGGGAGUAGACCAGGGCAGACUCGGUGUUCUGGAUUCAGUUGGAACUGCAGCAAUUACUUGCAAUUCAACAGGACGCUCAACUUCAAAAACCACUACGCAUGGCAUUGGAAUGCCUUCAUUGGACUCUUCUAUUCCAAACCAAGACUCGUUAAAAUCACAUAUUAGAUACAAGACAAUUGUAUUCGAGGAGCAGACAUACACCAUCUCGUAUCAUUCACUUCCUACACCAAUCGCUUCGAGUUUUUUAGAAACAUCUUCAGAUAUCAAACAUUUUCAAGAUCAACAGCCACAAUGCAGUCUGCCAGAAUCUAUUUCAGAAUAUUUUCCAGUGAUUCAUUCCAUGGCAGAGUUUUUAACUUAUCCUGGAUACACAUCUUCAAGCUCUCGAGGUUUUGAUGCUUCGCGUAUUACUGCUGCUGCUAGGAAUCUAGCUGGCGGAGCCACCAAUGCUGGAUCUACUUCAACCACAUCUAUUCUUGAGCACCACUCUUUGCUUCAUCGAUGGACUAGUCUGACUCACUUUCUGGUGUUUUCUGGCGUACAAACUUUUCAAAAUCGGUGGUCUCCAGAUGCCAUAUACAAUGGCAUUGACGAAGACGAUACCGAGUUUACCUCGGCUAGAUCUGGCAUGGUGGACAUCAAUACCAGCAAGCUAUUUUCUUCUGCUUUUUCCCUGGCAUUGUCCAACAUCAUGUGCACACUUCCUGUUUUUAUCCAGACAGGUCAGACUUGGAAGCGUGUCUACCAGGGCCUUGUCGUAUCUACGUGCCAUUCUGGAUCGAGUAUUCCUGGAUUUGAAUCCAUGGGAAUGCGUGAAGCAGUUCAACGGUAUCGCAUGUCAGUUUUACCUUACUCACCGCCAGCUUAUGCUACACUAUUGUCCAUAUGUAAUAUUUUCAAAGAUAGAUUCGAUCUGAACCACUCUGAUAUUCCAUCUGCAGAUAUCAACAAAUAUAUUUUUGCAUCAAUUGCUACUCGGUAUGUUUAUGAAUUCAAUUCUAUCGAAGCUGCUGAUUUCAAACAACUCCCACAAGAAUUCCAAGUUGCUGGCGUGUUUACCCCACUCGUAAUGGACAUACCUAGUCCGAUCCUGCGGCUCACACUGGAAACGUACUAUCCAGUUGCUCCUAUCAAUUCAUACAUUGGUGUAUCUAUCGAUCCAACACUUUCACCGAAUUGGAAUUUGUCGAUUGCCAAUGUUUCAGAUCCAAAAUGUUCCUAUUUGAGCAAUAUGUUAAAAUCCGUCAUUGCAGGCUGGUUAGAUGCUAUGCCAGACAAUCCAUCGAUUCAUGCUAUAUCAACUGAUCAUAUGCUCCUUCCAGGUGGUUUCUACAACGGAUCGGGAUUAUCCAACAUUCGCAGUUUAGACAAUCCACGACAACGGUUGGUUGAUCAUCAUGAUGUAAUGGACACGGUUCGAUUCAUGAUUCAAACAGCUGAAGUUGUGCCACGUUUUCAGCGGAAUACACAUGCUACUACACCAUACAUGACUCCUAGUUCUUUACUACAGACAUCAGCCACAACAGAUAUUCCUUCCACAUUCACAUUCAGUCCUUCUAAUACGCCUAUAUCCGAUAGAAUGCUAAUGAGAUCUACAAAUCAAUUGAUUUCACAAUUACAGUAUCAGUCGGCAACUGUACCCAUGAAUUCGCCUUUAUGGCUUAUGGGUGUUCGGCUUUUAGAUGCGUGUCUUUUACGCCCAAAGCAUUUGCGAUACGAUGCAGGGAUACUUGCGCUUUUAAAAGGGGUGUGGGAAGAAUUUAUCAAUGAGCUGUCGCAGCUAUGGGAUUUAAAUGCAUUCAUUCCUGGAGUCGAUAUUUGUGUGGCUGAUGAUAAUGGACAAACUAGCGGAAAGAAAGUAGAUGUGGAUAUGCGUUAUACACUGAUGCAUCAAAAACUCGCCAUGCUAAACUGUUGUAUGUUUCGAAAGACGGGUAUGUACCCAUCUGCUGAAACCAUUGCUUUGCAAAAAGAAACGCACAAAAACAAGGCGGAAGAUAAACUGGACGCUGGUUCUAUAAAAGUCAACACAGGUAGUUUAAAAUCAACAAUUGCUCAGCAAUUUAUACCCACACGACUUUUUGGAACAUUGACAGAUAUGGCAAUGGCAACAGUGGGUGAUUCUGUUGAUACUAUUUCCAAAGUUAUUUCCAAGUCAUCACAUAGUCACAUUCAUUCUAGUCAGGCAAUGCCUGCUGCAGACAUGAUGGCUGGAAAAGGAAAUGUUGGUUUUGAAUCCAAUUACGUGGCACAUGGCAAUAAGCAAGAUACCCAACCAUCUGUAGCGUCCAAGACGCCAGUUGUGAACGAAAAUGUAGUUUUUGAAUCUAUCGAGUCUACUGCUCCACAGACAUCCAACACACUGUCAACAGUCAUGGCUCACACAAACAAUGAAGGCAGAGAGCAAUACAUCAACAAGUGGGGUAAUUCUUUACCUUCCACUGCCUUACCGACUGAAGCUAAACUGAUUGGACCACAGAAUGAUGUGCACAAUGAUUUUUCUUCAAAAAUGUCUUUGAAUACGCGCAGGACAGAUGCACAGGGUAGUAGUAAUAGCAGUUACUGCAGUGAGAUGGACUCACUCGCGCGUAGAUCGGUUGGGCAUCGUCCACCUAGUAGUUACGGUUCAUCUCGUAUAGGCAGUCGUGAAACCCAUAUGAUGAUUAAACCGGGUCAUUCGUCAUAUAUGGAUACGCUUAAUACGAGUAUGCAAACAGUUUUGACUAAUUUUGAAGGUACAUCAUGGACAAGUGAUAGAAGCUGGGAUCGAUUUUCUGUUCAUGAACAGGCAUCCAUUUCAACGCAUCCACAAGAUACCCUACUCCAAUCAAAUAUACCUUCUCCUGUUGAGCCUCGCAAUAUGUUCAACGGUGCAUCCACCGAACCUGAUUUAAUGUUUGAGCCAAUGGAAGGAUGGGUGGAUGGGAAAACUGCAGUGACGUUGCAGCGACCCACACGCGUACUGACAGAAUCGGGUGCAGACGAUACGAAUUCAUUCAUGGCUGAUUUGAACAUAGGUCAAGUUUCAGCGGUAUCCAAUGAGCUUGCUGGAUCUUUUGUUGAAGUCAAGGACAUGCGAGUUUUCCAACAGCGAAAUCAAGGCAAUGGUGUAUUGCCCAAUACUCUUUCUACUUCCCUGCCGUCUUAUGCUGAUGCUAUUUUGGAUACUACACGCGAUGCUAAUGUCUCCAUAAAACAUGCCAGUGAUAUUGAAACCAUUGACGAUGACGAACGCAAAGGAGAGCUUGCAUUGCUUGAAGGAAUGUUGCUGAUUGCAAAUGGACAACCCAUGUGGGAACCUCAAACACAGGAAUCCGGAUACAUGACAGAAGAUAUGGUGCGUGAGCAAGAGCAGAUUCUUGAAAGUCUUGGAACGAGCGCAGAUGCAGCUAAACUUCGAGCGCGUAUGCAGUGUGCUCAGCUUGUUUCUGAUAUGGAGGCAUUCAAGGCAGCCAAUCCUGGGGCCAUGCUGGAAGAUUUUGUAAGAUGGCAUUCUCCGCGUGACUGGAUUGAGGAAGUUGGGGAGAUUGGCAGGCUUAGUGGACGUAUGACGGAUUCUGGCAAUCUGUGGCGAGAAUGUUGGGAAAGAGCCAGGCGAGUUCCGGCAUCUCAACAAAAGGCACUGUUUGAUUUUGAAAAGGAAUCUGCCAAGGCUUUACAUUACCUCGAAAGCAUGUCUCUAUAUCAGAUUUUGUCCGAAUUGAUGCCUACAUUUUUUUUGAUUGUGUACGAUUCUUUGUCUAAGCAUCCUAUAGCUUCGGCUAUCCCAUUUAUUUGUCAAUCUGUGGAUAAAAUUGGCCAACAGAUUGCUACAAUAAGAUGGUGUGAUAUUGGACCCGAUGCAUGCGACUCGUUGAAUGAGAUUAUUUCCGAAAUCCGUCAAACUGAAGUGUACAUAUAUCAAUGCGUUUCAUUGCUCUGCAAGCUGCCCGGACAAUAUGAGCUUGUAAACAGAUUAGUUCAAAGCCAACAAGCUGCUGUUGUUGGUCAUGAACGCGAUAGUGUUUUCAAACUAUUUGGCAAUGAUGAAAAUGGAUCGUUUCCGUUUCCUUAUGCAAGAGAAUUCAUUCUUCAGUCGGUUAAACUUCCCAAGCAUACACCAUAUAGCCAGUCAAGUGCAUUGCUCAAAGGAAAAGGCAUUUAUGCAAGGUUAUUUGCGUUGCUAAUGGAUAGCGAGUUUAGGCUUGUUGAGUGUAUUCAAACCCCACGAAUGUAUUAAAACAUAAUCUCAGACUUUGGUGUCAAAAAAAGUCUGCGCCGAUUCAAAUCAAACGGCUUUGGCAUAUUACUGGAUUGCAAAUUAUUUGGUGCUGCAAACAAUGACCAAUUCUAGGAUUUAUAAAUAUCAAAUUGAGACCGAUUAAAUGUAGUUGUAAGAAUGGGUGCAGAAAUAAGUCGCGAGAUUUUUAUUGCCGACUUGAUGGUAGAAUAGCCAGGUGAUAGUUUACAAUGAUCGACAAGGGAUAAUAAUGAAGAAAUGAAUAGAAAAUUGUCAAC
Molecule: messenger RNA, 4712 nt
Organism: Batrachochytrium dendrobatidis JAM81
Lineage: Eukaryota; Fungi; Chytridiomycota; Chytridiomycetes; Rhizophydiales
Exons: 8
Coding region: 1-4434 (1477 amino acids)
Biological process (GO): positive regulation of GTPase activity
Molecular function (GO): GTPase activator activity
Source: RefSeq, a predicted model, not a curated record